This is a messenger RNA of Amborella trichopoda, 963 nucleotides long. RefSeq names its product pathogenesis-related genes transcriptional activator PTI5. NCBI's taxonomy places the organism in Eukaryota, Viridiplantae, Streptophyta, Magnoliopsida, Amborellales, Amborellaceae. Gene Ontology annotation, molecular function: DNA binding; DNA-binding transcription factor activity. The record is from RefSeq and is a predicted model, not a curated record. Gene Ontology annotation, biological process: ethylene-activated signaling pathway; regulation of DNA-templated transcription.
AAAGAAUGGUGGAAGCUUCCCCUCAUCUUCCCCAUUUUCACACAUGUUCGACUUGAUACAAAUAAAGUAGAAGGGGAGCAUAACCAAAGGAUUGAAAUCUGAGAGAAAAAUGGUUCCCCUUAAUAAAGCCUCCCGCGACCCGCACAUGCGAGUUUCUGAGCUUCCACUUAACGAGAACGACUCUCUCGACAUGAUCCUCUUUGAUGUCUUGAAUGAGGCCAUUGGCAAAGGGUGGUCACCAAAGAAGGAAGAAGAAGAAGAGGUGCAGCAGCAGCAGCAGCAGCAUCAGCAGAGCAGACAUCAUGAAGUCUCGGUAGGAGAGCAUACGCCGACGGCACACCAGACCGGUCAGCAGCUCAACAAGCGGCAUUACAGAGGAGUCAGGAGGAGGCCGUGGGGGAAAUUCGCGGCGGAGAUACGCGAUUCUUCGAGGCAAGGCGCCCGUGUAUGGUUGGGCACCUUCGACACCGCGGAAGAGGCGGCGAUGGCUUACGACAAAGCGGCGUUCAAGAUGCGUGGGCCUAAGGCUCUUCUGAACUUUCCGGCCUAUGUCGUCGCGACCGCGUUGGUUGGCUCCCGAGGAAAGCCGGCUCCCAUUGAGAGGAAAAUAAGCUCGCAGCAGAGGCAGAGACUGGGGAGAGACUGCUCAGUGAGCUCAGCUAGCUCGAGUAGCAGCUUUGAAGGGGAAGGGGAAGGGGAAGGGGAAGGGGAAGGAAGGUUUUGGGGUGGAGCUUCAAGGCUUGGGGUCUGAUUAUUUUGAGAAAUUUCUUUGUUUCUCAGAGACAACUCGGUUGGUGUCUAAGCGUUGAUAUUGUUGGUUUGAUUUGGGGAAAUUUUUUUUCCAAGGUGAUUGUGUAUAUAAAAAAUAAUUUUAGAGAAAUUAUCACAAAUAUAUCUUAAUUUUUGUAGACGACGGUUUACGGCAUUUCAAGUGCCGUAUAACAUGGGUUAGCUUUUACUGUA